UCAGGUCGAGCAGAUCACAGUGUAUGGCUCCACUGUAUUGCUGGGAGCUGGGGGGUCGACUGUACUCGUUACCUCACUCUCCAUGGUGGCUGACCUCAUUGGACCCACUGUGGGAAGUGGUGCCUUUGUCUAUGGUCUGAUGAGCUUCACAGACAAGGUAUCCAACGGAGUGGCCGUGCAGGUUGUUCAAGCUCUCCACCCCUGCAAGUCCACUAAUCCGAGCCAUGUUUGUUGCUCUGCAUGUGCCAAGUUCUAUCGGAUAGUGUUGUCGGCGGUACCAGGAGGAGCAACCCUGUGUGCACUCAUCUGCCUGGCCAUACUCACUCUCUACGUCUACCGCCGCACCAGGCAGCUGAGAGAUGUGGCCCCGGCCUGUGCAGAGGAUGGUCCGUGUUUCUCGCCAUCUGCCCACAACAAGAGCCUCCAGUCUGAAGGCAACAGCUCUCUCAGUGUCACUGCCAGCAUGAACACUCGCUACAGGGACGUAGAAGAUGAAACUAAGCCACAUCUU
Messenger RNA from Geodia barretti, 511 nucleotides. The record is from the annotation of a GenBank genome assembly. NCBI's taxonomy places the organism in Eukaryota, Metazoa, Porifera, Demospongiae, Tetractinellida, Geodiidae.